UUAUCGGUGAAAUGUGUUGCCCCCGAAUGAUAGCCUGCAUUCUGUACUUGUCGUCGGCGUUCAACAUGCUGACGGCAUUCGUCCUGUUGCUGCUGUGUGUCCUGGCAGAUAGAUCUAAGCCGGGAGGCAAGCUGAAUGCCAUUCUCUUCGUCAUAUGGAUGUUCAUCCAUAUUCCCCUCAUUUUGGGCGUCUUCAAGCGCAAAAGGGCUCUGAUGUGGGCUUACAUAAUCGCCUGGCCGCUGUUCUUCUCGUGUCUGACCAUCCUUUUGCUGCUGAUCUGCUGCUCGGUGAUCGUUUGGUACGAUUUCCUGCGCUUUUGUUGGCCCCUCUGGUUCUUUGUCGUGUGGUUCGUGACUGCCAUCCCCUCUUGGAUCUUGGCCAUUUCAUACCUGAGCAAUGGCCAUGAUAUUUCAACCGAGGUAUCAUCCACAAACUCGGCGCAAUCGUAGAAAUAAAGCAUAAAAGCAUAAAGGGCAGAAUGGGCAGGACGAGGCCAGACCACUUUCAACUGUUGCACGAGGCGCGAGAAGAAAAGGCAUAAAUUUUGAUGACAACAAAAAAAGUACACUGAAAUUUUCCACUAAAUUAU
Messenger RNA from Drosophila miranda, 589 nucleotides. RefSeq lists its product as uncharacterized. NCBI's taxonomy places the organism in Eukaryota, Metazoa, Arthropoda, Insecta, Diptera, Drosophilidae. The transcript has 4 exons. The record is from RefSeq and is a predicted model, not a curated record. Bases 12 to 449 code for a protein of 145 amino acids.